Heterobilharzia americana is the source of this 390-nucleotide messenger RNA. NCBI's taxonomy places the organism in Eukaryota, Metazoa, Platyhelminthes, Trematoda, Strigeidida, Schistosomatidae. The record is from the annotation of a GenBank genome assembly.
GCCAUGUUAAUUUACGAACCUUCACGGCGCAUUACAGCAAGGGAUGCACUUUUACAUCCUUAUUUUUCUGAUUUAAACAAAUCUCUUGUGCCAGCAACUGGUGAAGAGUAUAUUGGUCUACCAUUAGACCAGUUACCGCGAGAAAUUGCUGCAGUGUUUCUUGCAGAUGCCGGUGGAGUAUAUCACAAUUUGAAUGAUAAUGAAAAUAAGAUCUGUAAAACGGUGCAACCCGGUACCAUAGAUUUGGGAAGUGCAGAGUAUCCUACAUCAAAGUAUCUAAGUGAUUGCCAGAAAGAAGAGCUUGAAAUGGUGGAUGUAAUAGAUUCGAAGCCUAGUCGUCAUGUGGCACCGUUGGCAGAUAAUCAUGAGACAAAUAUGUCAAUUGGCUAA